Dioscorea cayenensis subsp. rotundata (Guinea yam) is the source of this 1567-nucleotide messenger RNA. Its product is annotated as FAM10 family protein At4g22670. The record is from RefSeq and is a predicted model, not a curated record. The transcript is spliced from 11 exons. Gene Ontology annotation, molecular function: Hsp70 protein binding; protein dimerization activity. The coding region runs from base 65 to 1243 and encodes 392 amino acids. Lineage: Eukaryota; Viridiplantae; Streptophyta; Magnoliopsida; Dioscoreales; Dioscoreaceae.
AACUUUCACAGAAGCUACUAGAACGAGUGUCGUCGUCCCACUGCGAAGCGCCGGAGCAUCGACGAUGGAUGCCGCGAAGGUGAAAGAGCUCGAGAUUUUCAUCGACCAAUGCAAGAGAAACCCUGCGAUCCUCGCCGAUCCCUCGAUUUCCUUCUUCCGCGAUUACGUCGAGAGCUUGGGCGCAAAGCUCCCCCCCGCGGCCUACACGGGUGAGGAGUCUCCCCGGGCCGGCGCUUCGAAAACUCAAAUGACGGAGGAAAGUGAUGAAGAUACUGAAGGGCCAUUCCACGGGAGUGGUGCUACUGCAGAACAAUAUGAAUCUGAUGACGAAAUUAUUGAGUCUGACAUUGAGCUUGAAGGAGAAGUUGUGGAAGCUGAUAAUGACCCUCCCCAGAAGAUGGGAGAUUCAUCUGUUGAGGUCACUGAAGAAGCUCGCGAUGCUUCUCAAGGGGCCAAGGGGAAAGCCAUGGAAGCAAUUUCAGAGGGUAAGUUUGAAGAGGCCAUUGAACAUCUGACUGAAGCUAUUUUACUGAAUCCGACAUCGGCAAUCAUGUAUGGUACUAGAGCUUCUGUGUAUAUCAAGAUGAAGAAGCCAAAUGCCGCAAUCCGGGAUGCAAAUGCUGCUUUAGAGAUCAACCCUGACUCUGCAAAGGGAUACAAGUCCCGUGGCAUGGCUUAUGCGAUGCUUGGUCAGUGGGAGAAAGCUGCCAAGGAUCUGCAUAUAGCAUCAAACUUGGAUUAUGAUGAGGAAAUAAGCUAUGCACUAAAGAAGGUUGAGCCUAAUGCACACAAGAUUGAGGAACACCGACGCAAGUAUGAUCGCUUGAGGAAGGAAAGAGAAGAAAAGAAAAUUGAUCGUGAGCGCCGACGCCGCAAGGCAGAAGCCCAGGCUGCAUAUGAGAAGGCCAAAAAGAAAGAGGAGGCAUCUGCGAGUAGACCAUCAGGAGGCAUGCCUGGGGGUUUCCCUGGAGGUAUGCCAGGAGGUUUCCCUGGAGGUAUGCCGGGAGGUUUCCCUGGUGGCAUGCCAGGUGGUGUACCUGGAAAUAUUGACAUGAGCAAGAUCCUGAAUGAUCCUGAACUAAUGGCAGCAUUCAGUGAUCCUGAGAUUAUGGCUGCUCUUCAAGAAGUGAUGAACAAUCCUGCUAGUUUUGCUAAGCACCAAGCAAAUCCAAAGGUCGCUCCUGUCAUUGCAAAAAUGAUGGCCAAAUUCGGCGGUGCCGGUGGUGCUGGUGGUGCCAAGUAACUUUCAUCGUCAUCACCAGCUGUGUUUGUUGUUACAAUGGCACAUUGCUCCACAAACGUGUUAAUUGAAGCACCUUUGUAAUUACUGUUCAGACAAAAGUUCAAACUGUAUGAUGUUCUCUCUUGUUCUCUUUCUGGGGUCAAAAGUUUCGCACCAGGUUCUGGAUUUCAUGGGUGCCAUGGAUUGCUUUCUCAUUUUCAAAUUGUGUUGGUUGUCUGGCAAAAAGUAAUAUUCUUCUGAUGAUGAGUUAGAUUUUGGUUCUUUACGUCAUCUACCCAGGAUUAGAAUAUAAUUUCAACAUGAUUGACAGAUCUUACCAUUGAA